This is a messenger RNA of Homarus americanus (American lobster), 3155 nucleotides long. RefSeq lists its product as uncharacterized. The record is from RefSeq and is a predicted model, not a curated record. The transcript is spliced from 3 exons. NCBI's taxonomy places the organism in Eukaryota, Metazoa, Arthropoda, Malacostraca, Decapoda, Nephropidae. The coding region runs from base 82 to 975 and encodes 297 amino acids.
AGCCGACUAGUGUGUGCUGAACCAGUGUUAGCAUCAAGCUUCUGUGUGACUUCUCCAACGUGUUUCAAAUAGAGGCACAAUAUGAUAGAUAGCAGCGGAACGAAGAUGAUGGUGGUGGUGGCGGUGCUGGCGGUGGUAAAGAGCACAGUGCACUCAGCCACAUGCGACAAUAUCAAGGUCCUGGCUAAGUGUGACAAAGACGAAGGGCCGAAGGAACCGGUGGACGGUCAGGUGGUGUACCUUGGACAUGAGAAUGGUGAUGGCUACUGGGUUUACCCAAGAUUUAGCGGUUAUGUGUGGAACUGGGAAUACCCGACCAAGGACAUCACUGAUCCUGAAGCCGAGUGGGCCAAGUGGAUCUGGCAUGACUGCGGCACCGACCUUGUGUGUCUGGAGUCUGUUAAAUACCCGAAUAACUAUCUCUACACCCACAAUUUCGUGGGUUACUCUUAUUCAUCAUCUCCGAAAACCGAAGACUGGACAAAACUGAAGAUCAGCCAAAAGUCUUAUACCUCAAGGGGAAUCCACAUGUUCCUGAGCGACCAAAGGUGGAUUGACGACGGUUACGACCAAGGCAUAUAUGUAUAUGUUUACAUCCCUCCGAGAUGUUUUGGCUAUAAGAUAGCCGACGAACUCUAUAACUAUCAUAAUGAUAAAGCAGAGUUGAAAUACGAGUACUCACGUGGACUGACUCGAUCUGAUAAGAAAACCAUAACUGUCACUUUAGAAAGUAAAAUAUCAGUAGGAACUGAGGUCACCAAUGGCAUUAUCUCGGCUGCUCUGUCUAUUGAAAAUUCCCUCACCACCAGUUGGGCGCAUGAAACACUAGCCUCAGAGACGACUUUACAGAAGACUACUACAACUGUUAAUGUUCAGCCGAACACAAAACUGGUGGUGUGGCAGAAGGUGGCGACCUAUGGGCCUUAUGAAUGGUAUUCGUCGAGCGCAAGGUUCUUAUGCUCGGAACCCGUUUGAAGUGAAUGACAAUAGUAAUGGCCUGACCGGAACGAGGUAAUUACAGACACUACUGUAGAUCAAAGAGUUCGGGUAUACAAAACUUCAUCCAGUGGUUCCCAAACAUUAUAGAUGUAAGCAAUGUGGUUUCUGGAAAAGUACUCCAUUAGUUUAAAAAAUAAAUAACUUGAAUAAUUGCACAAAAAAGAACAAAAUAUAAUGAAAUUUAAGACGAGAACUUAACCAGUCAUGCGUACAAAAAAAUACUUUCACUGAAGAAUACAGUAAUUAGUAAUUUUCCACCAAACACAAAAAUGAAAGCUAACACAACACACCCACAAUGGAAUGUAAUAAUGCUUCCAAAGAUAAGACUCAUCCACACGUCCUUUCACAGUAGCGUUCUACGCUAUGGCCGGGCACAAACCAUUCUAAAAUGAAGAGUCCAGGCUUCCGUAAAACAGAGUUGAUUAAUUAUCAAUUGAUUUGAUAGACUGGGCAAACACAGCUGCACCAGACGCAAACACCAUAAGUAGUCACUGACAAAUUAAAGACAAAAAUAAGAAAUAGAUAAUAACAGGUAUACAGAAAAAAAAAAUAUCUCACAGGGGUCUGCUAACUUCCGUGGUUUGUGGUUCAGGGGGAGAGGCGAACGGACUUUAGUAAUUGUACAAAUGUCCUUUAAACUUGCUCAUACUGCAAUGAACGGGGAGGAUUUGCAUUCUUUUGCAACUUAGGUUUGUUUUUAACUUGCUAAUUAAUCUUGAGCUUUGUUCUUUUUUUUUAGACUAAAACGUUGAAGACAUUACAACACGGCCAGUCUGUGCCAUGCGAGAUUUAUUGCAACGUCUAUUAAGGUUUCCAGACCAACCACAGCAAGUUAGACUACAAAAACAGUACUCUCCAGGUCACGAUUAAUUUUCUUAAUUGUCACACUGGUAAUGACCGAGGACAUGAAGUUCCGAGUGUGACGUGGCCCAAUUGUGGCGUGGCCCAAGUGUGAUGUGGCCCGAUAGUGACGUGAUCCGAGAGUGACGUGGCUUGAGUGAAACAUGGUCCAAGCGUGAUGUUGCUCGAUUAUCAUGACCUACAGUAAGUGCCAUGUGGCCUAAGUGUGACGUGGUACGAAUGAGACGUAUCUGGAAUGUGACGCGGUCCGAUUGUGACGUGGCCCGAGUGUGACGUGGCCCAAAUGUGACGUGGUCCAAAUAUGGCAUGAUUUGAGUGUAGCAUGUAACAUAGCUCGAGUAUGACAUGGCCAAAAUGUGACUUGGCCCAAGUGUAGCGUGGCCCGAGUGUGAAGUGGCCCAAGUGUGAGAUGGCCAGAAUGUGAUGUGGCCCGGUGUGUGAUGUGGCCAGUGUGACAUGGCCGAAGUAUGGCGAGGCCCGAGUGUGACGUGACCCGAGUGUGACGUGACCCGAGUGUGACGUGGCCUGAGUGUGACGUUCGAGUGUGACAUGGCCCUUCAUCCCUUUUUGCUAUAGCAAUAUAAUCAUUUCAGUCAAUUUCGUUGGCCCAGGCACAGUGGGUGGUGUUAAUGAUACCCAGGACUUCAAAUAGCGUGGGGAACAGACUGUCAAGACGUACUGUACAUCUCUCUGACGGUCUAAAAUUAACAAAUAACACAACGAUCAUUACCUGCUAACAGCAAACAGACUGGAACGAUCCUGUAAAUAUCUUCCGUGGUGGAGGGAUGAUAUAUAAAAAAUAUCGUUUAACUGUAAUUAGCGUCCCGAACUUUGUUGUCAUGGGUUGCAUUAGGCUUACCCCUAAUACCCCAGCAACCAACUCCAAAGUUUGUUUUACUAGAGAUAAGGCACCCGGCGAGUCAUGACUGCGACAUAUAUUUUCCAUUAGUGGUAUGUUAGCCAGUCUAUAGGGGGAGGCCAGUGAGACAGUGUUGUACUGCUCAUCGCCUCACGCCCCAAAACCUCAUUCUAAGUAGUAUCCCCUAGGCCAUGGGUUAGUUAAGAUGUCGUCCCCAUCCUCUCCCUCCUGAAGGGUAUGGGAUACCACACAGAGUCCUCCACCGCCACCCUGUCCUGUGGACCGUCGUCAACACGAGAUUAAGAGUGUUAACCUAGGUUCGUUAUCCCCGUGAAAAUAUCAGGUGUGGAUGCCUGGUUGCAACAAGAGCAAUCCAGGCUGGCCUAUCAAACGUACAGUAAAUGGUUAAUCAAUUCACGCUUACAGAGUUCUCCUG